AUGCAGUGUUUCAAUCUUUACACGCUCCUGCAGACGCAUGGCGCACCGCUCGUUAACGCCAUUGCUGCCAAAGAUGAUAUCGUCGCAGAGACAGAUCCUACCUUGGCAUGGAUAGCCCGCAUGCUCCCAAGUCAGCAGAAGCGCUUCCAUGGUCCACGUCCAGUCCGCAACCACUUCAUAACAGGACUUCUUUCUGCAGAAGCUACUGCUGCAUUCCAUGUCACGGUCGCUCCUGAUCGAAAAUCAUUUACCGUCCCCGAUCUGCAGUACACCUACGCCCUUCCUGACUUUGCUGUGGCGCUCACUGAGUAUAUUAGUAAGUCAUCCCAGGGUGCCCCAACAACAUCGUGGACCUGUCGGGGAGGUUCAGUUAGGACGUGGAACAAGUUCCGCAUACAACUCCUCUCCAACUUCCAUCAAAUUGUCCAGUCGUAUCCGCCCUCAGAGGCAUUCCCUUUUGGGAAUUGUGACGCAGUUCUCAUACAAUUAACUGAGAGUAAUGACGUCUACAUCGCACAAGUGCGUUGCGUUUUCCAACCUACCGCCAAGAAAGGCCGUACUUUGCCUCGCUAUCUUGAAGCUGCGCCUCUCUUAUACGUUCAAUACUUCCAGAUCAAAGCCACGCCUGCUGACGAGCCAAGCAUUGGGAUGUACAGGGUGAAACGAAUCUUUCAUCAGGAUGAGACAGGUCGGAUCUUCCGACCUGGCAGCAUCAUUCCACUGACGGCUGUUACUUGUGCCGUCGAGCUCGUCCCUGUGUAUGGUUCGAAGAUGAAUCGCACGAUAACUGCUGCAAACUCGUUAGAGGUCUGUGAUGAUUACUACCUGAAUAAAUUUUCAGACAAGGAGGUUUUCCAUACGAUGCACACAGAUCUAAUGUAGAUUUUUUGCGUAUUGCCUGUAGUACUAGUUCUGCAAUUCAUUAUCUGCACACCUGAUCAAGUUUAGAUAUGAUAAUCUUGCACCGCUUGUGUCAUUCAGUUGUCAUUCAGUUCCCCGUUCGCAUUUUGGCCUAGUUAGUUACUUAAUGCAACUCGUCCGAGACUAGGCCAAAUAGGGAUCGUUGAACGAUGCUUUCGCGACGGUUUCAGAUAUCAGAUG
Molecule: messenger RNA, 1101 nt
Organism: Suillus plorans
Lineage: Eukaryota; Fungi; Basidiomycota; Agaricomycetes; Boletales; Suillaceae
Exons: 3
Coding region: 1-882 (293 amino acids)
Source: RefSeq, a predicted model, not a curated record